This is a messenger RNA of Cucurbita pepo subsp. pepo (vegetable marrow), 675 nucleotides long. RefSeq names its product glutamyl-tRNA(Gln) amidotransferase subunit C. Lineage: Eukaryota; Viridiplantae; Streptophyta; Magnoliopsida; Cucurbitales; Cucurbitaceae. Gene Ontology annotation, cellular component: chloroplast; glutamyl-tRNA(Gln) amidotransferase complex; mitochondrion. Gene Ontology annotation, biological process: regulation of translational fidelity; glutaminyl-tRNAGln biosynthesis via transamidation; mitochondrial translation. The record is from RefSeq and is a predicted model, not a curated record.
AACGAUACAUGUAAAGAUAGAGCCGCAGUGGAGAACUUCGCGUUUGGAAAUGGCAAGUGGAGCUCUGCGUUUGCUCAAAGGAGCUUCAUCACUUCCAUCGUUGAAUCCCCAAAUCUUCAUCUCUACCAGUUUGAAUUCGCUUCCUGUUUCUAAUAUCAGAAUCCGGAAAUGUUCGACUGCUCCUGGAAUUCGUGCCUCUCUUCAACCUCCCGAUGUUCCUCGUUUAGCUGAAACAGCUCGAAUUUCCCUCAAUCCGAGUGAGGUUGAAGAAUUUGCUCCUAAGAUUCGACAGGUUGUUGACUGGUUUGGGCAGCUCCAGGCGGUUGAUCUUCAAAGCAUUGAGCCUUCCAUUAGGGCAGAUACUGAAGGUGGCAAUCAGCGGGAUGAUGUUUCUGAAACAUUCGAAAACAGAGAGGCCAUGAUUGGCGCAGUUCCAGUCUUUGAUGAGCCGUAUAUCAGAGUUCCUAAAGUUCUGAAUAAGGAGUAGUUACUAAGUUCAGAGUCGUCUCUUAGGCUGCUUCAAGGAUGGCUUUGGUGGGUCCAUUGGUUACCUAAGUAUGAGGUGCAAAUGGCUAGCAAGAAUGUUCAGAAUAAUAAUUAUUUAGCAAUUUGGUCAACUCUGUUAGAUGAACAGACUUUUCACAAUGGUAUGAUAUUGUCCACUUUGAGCAUAAA